This is a messenger RNA of Poeciliopsis prolifica (blackstripe livebearer), 2926 nucleotides long. RefSeq names its product Cas scaffold protein family member 4 (gene cass4). The transcript has 7 exons. Gene Ontology annotation, molecular function: protein binding. NCBI's taxonomy places the organism in Eukaryota, Metazoa, Chordata, Actinopteri, Cyprinodontiformes, Poeciliidae. Gene Ontology annotation, cellular component: cytoplasm; plasma membrane. The coding region runs from base 41 to 2446 and encodes 801 amino acids. The record is from RefSeq and is a predicted model, not a curated record. Gene Ontology annotation, biological process: cell surface receptor protein tyrosine kinase signaling pathway; cell migration.
UGGUCCAGAGAAGACUCUGUGGACGCACUGCAGGUCAACCAUGAGUAAAUUUGCCAAGGCUCUGUACGACAACGUCGCGGAGUGUGCGGACGAACUCGCCUUCAGAAAAGGCGACAUCGUCAUGGUGAUGGAGCAAAAUGUGUCGGACACCAGCGGCUGGUGGAAGUGUUCCCUGCACGGCCGCCGUGGUCUGGCCCCCGCAAACCGACUGGAGCUCCUGCCACAGGCUGUGACCGCGGCGGGGCCCGCGAGGCACGACGCCGAAAAGCCCGCUGUGAAUAAAGCUAAAGGUCACGUCAAAGUGCCAAACAUCUACCAGAUCCCGAGCCCGCCCCAGCCCAUCAGCACCAUCACCUACGAACGCAUGGACGGGAUUUGCAAAGACUUGUCUUCGCCCUCGCUUGCUCCACGCGGCCAAAUCCCGUCAGCAUUGAGGCAGGAGACCAACGGACCGGGCCUGAACAAGCCUCUAUUCUCCAGCCUGGCUUCCAGCCCCAAAAGGGAAGUCUACGACGUGCCGUCCCAAGCAAGACAAGCUUCUCUUUUAGUUGAAUCAUCACCUGCAAGCCAAAUCCCAAAGGCAAAAUUUCUUGCUCCAGUUUCAGAGCCGGAGAAGAUGUCCGACACGCUGGAGAGUUUAAGGAGCAACAGUCAAACAGACUCUUAUGUGUAUGCAGUGCCACCAUCUCUGGCUCAGGACCCAAACUAUGACAUCCCUGUUCCCUCAGGCACAGAAUACCAACAUAAAGUUCUCAGUGCAUUCAGCACUCUUCCUAAUCUGCGCAAACACGAGUGGAUCUACGACGUACCCGCGGGUUCUGAGAAGCAAAGUUUUCUCCAAGGCACCUAUGACACCUUGCCACCCAGAGCUACUUGCAGGCAGCUGUAUGACACUAUACCUGCUCAAAAAACAAAUCCAAACUCUUCAAUUUAUGAUACGCCAAAACCCUGCAUUCCUGACAAGCCAAAAACAUUCCCCCGUGCCAAACACUCACACAAACCUCCAACUCAGCAGCCGACAGAGGAGUCACCAUAUGAUGUUCCACCCAAAGAAGACCCUCCCCCGCAGGUGGUGAGUGAUCCUCCAGGAGAUUAUAAAUCCCUUGAGACAAGGGGUGACCCAAACAAUAUUCUGGAACUGAAAAGGGUGCGUCUACAGCGGAUGAGGAACUUUUUGGCUUGUACGGCUUUUAAUGACCUCCCAGGAAGCGGGAAGGCUACGGCACCAGAAAACGAGCAAUUCAGACCAGGUCUCUCUGCAGUACUGAAUCAAAGAAUUAGCACGGCCUCCAGCUCUUCCACCAGCUCUUGUGACUCUCUAUCCUUAAGCUCAUCGUCCCCGGAGCCUCUUCGAGAAGUGGCACUCAGCCAGGAAGAAGCUUGCCGAAAACUCCUUGAGCUUCAGGAUUCUGUUUGCGGGGCGAUGCCCCAGCUCAUGGACUUCGUAAGCAGCAACUGGAGGUGUAAAAACCAUUUGGAGAAACACCUGAAAGAAAUCAAGGAAGCAACAGAGACAAUCGUAUCAGCCGUGACAUGCUUUCUCAACUUUGCCCUUGAUAUUAAGGGCAAUGCUCGUCAUUUAACUGAUACCAACCUGCAAACCAGGCUCUACAAACAGCUGUCCAUAGUAGAAGACUCUGGUGUGAUCCUACAACAAACAGCGAGCUCUCUGAACACAGCUGGCUGGGCCCUCGAUUCACUCUGGCAGGACGCAGGCCAGACCCAGAACCCUGACCAGCUUGAUCGUUUCGUGAUGGUGGCGCGCACUGUACCUGACGAUGUCAAGCGCCUAGUGUCCAUCAUCUAUGGGAACAGUAAGCUUCUUUUUAAAACUCCUCAAAAAGACCAAGAGCCUGUGAACAACAGAAGUCCACCACAGACCAAGAAAAGUCCUGACAAAACUGAAGAAGGACAAGAAUCGCAGGAAGACGACAAUGACUACGUCGAGCUACAGAGAAAAAUUGAAGAAAGGAAGCCAGAAGAAAUACUUAAAGGUCCAAAAGAAAACAUCUCACCAGCCUCUAAACAGGUUGACAAUAAGCGUAACUCGUCUGAGUCCAGCAGCAGCACAGAAGAACAGCAGUCAGCCUCCCUGUCGGAGCACUGCCGACUUUACUUCGGAGCGCUUCAAAAGGCUAUUGGUGGGUUUGUGGAAAGCCUUCAGAAUAACCAGCCGCCGGAGAAGUUCAUCUCACAAAGUAAGCUGGUCAUCAUGGUGGGGCAGAGACUGUUGGACACUCUUUGCAGGGAGGCCCAUCGUCAAGGGUCCUGCAAAAACCUCCUGUGCAAGAGCAACCACCUGUGUGCUCUCCUCAAGCAGCUGGCCGUGGCCACCAAGAAGGCCGCUGUGCACUACCCAGAGAAGCAGGCCCUGCUGGAAGUCCAAGACUUCGCUAGGGAACUAGCCCAGAUAGCACAGCAGUAUCGGAUAUCGCUCGACCUCUGAGCGGAGGCGCCAAGCUAAUGUGUUUGUAGAGCAAAAGCGAACGUAUCGUCCAUCAACCUGUGUUCGUUUCCAUUUCAGUGGCUGCCUUGACAGCUUUUGAUAAAUGUUGGGUUUAAUAUCAAAUGCAGGCGUUUCUAAUAGUAAACGUGGAUGAGUGAAGACGUUCUCUUUGUAAUGAGCAAGGAUAGCUGCGUUGCACAUUUGGCAUACUGGAAUGUGAUGCUGCUUCAGUAUAGAGUUAAAAUUCAGUUUUGCUAUUCUAAUUCAUAUUUUCCUUCUCUGAAUGUACUUUAUCGGUUUUUUGUGUAUUUUUUAAAUUUCUACUUGAAGAAAAUGUCAUCUCCCAGGUGAAUGUUUGAUACAUCCUGCCUUCUGUAAAUGUUCUGUACAAAACACAUUCAACACUCAUAAAGUUUAAUGUCAAAAACCGACAUACGUUCAACUUUCACUGAUGUUAUGACUGUACGCUGAAAACCUAAU